CAAGCCCUAUAGGCUCACCACCACCCAUUGUCACCAGCUUGGCGUCUUUGUGAAAAAGUCUCACUGCAGGAGGCCCUGGGGCAUUAUUAUUUCCCUCUUUUAGUCUGUCUGGUUGCCAAAUCCCCAGGGUUCUCUGAGACCGGAGUCUUGAUUAGACAUCUCCAGCCGCUGGAAAGAUGAACUCCUACAUCAUCAUAACGAGGCUGCUGCUGUCCGGGCCUUCCCUCUUCGCCCUGGCCUCAGGCUACAACUUGGAAGUGCGGCACGUGCAGAACUUCUCCUUCCCACACGCCGGGAGGCAUUUUGGGUACAGAGUCCUGCAGGUUGGAGACCGGGUUGUCGUGGGAGCUCCAGGUGAGGGGAACAGCACAGGAAACCUCUAUCAAUGCCAGCCAGGCACUGGCCACUGCCUACCAGUCAGCCUGAGUGGUUCCAACUAUACUUCCAAGUACUUGGGGAUGACCUUGGCGACAGACUUCAUAAGUGGAAAGCUUUUGGCCUGUGACCCUGGGCUGUCUCGGACGUGUGAUCAGAAUGUCUACCUAAGUGGCCUGUGUUACCUUUUCCACCAGAAUCUGAGAGGUGUUGUGCUGCAAGGGCGCCCUGGUUAUCAGGAAUGUAUAAAGGGCAACGUGGACUUGGUAUUUCUGUUUGAUGGUUCAAUGAGCUUGCAGCAAGAUGAAUUUCAGAAAAUUCUGGACUUCAUGAAGGAUGUGAUGAAGAAACUCAGCAACUCUUCCUACCAGUUUGCUGCUGUUCAGUUUUCCACAGACUGCAAAACAGAAUUUAAUUUCUUGGAUUAUGUGAAGGUGAAGAACCCUGAUGUUCUGCUGGGCAAAGUAGUACACAUGCGCCUGUUGACCAACACCUUUGGUGCCAUCAACUAUGUCGCGAGAGAGGUAUUCCGGCAAGACCUGGGGGCCCGUCCAGAUGCCACCAAAGUGCUUAUCAUCAUCACUGAUGGGGAAGCCACUGAUCGUGCCAACAUUGAUUCAGCCAAAGACAUCAUCCGCUACAUCAUUGGGAUUGGAAAGCAUUUUGCGACCAAGAGAAGUCAGGAAACACUUCACCAAUUUGCCUCAAAACCUGCGGAGGAGUUUGUAAAGAUUCUGGACACAUUUGAGAAGCUUAAAGAUCUGUUCACAGAGCUGCAAAAGAAGAUUUAUGUCAUUGAGGGCACAAGCAAACAGGACCUGACCUCCUUCAACAUGGAGCUGUCCUCCAGUGGGCUCAGCGCUGACAUCAGCCAGGACCGUUGCAUUGUAGGGGCAGUCGGAGCCAAGGACUGGGCUGGGGGCUUUCUAGACCUCAAGGCAGACCUGCAAGAUGACGCAUUUGUUGGGAAUGAACCACUAACACCAGAAGCGAGAGCAGGAUAUUUGGGUUACACAGUGACCUGGCUAUACUCCCGAGGGCUCACUUCGCUGCUGGCAGCUGGAGCCCCCCGAUACCAGCAUGUGGGGCGGGUGGUGCUGUUCCAGGAGUCAAAGGACAAAGAACACUGGAGCCAGAUCCAGAAAAUAGAUGGGAACCAGAUUGGCUCUUAUUUUGGUGGCGAGCUGUGUGGUGUUGACAUAGACCAAGAUGGGGAGACGGAAUUGCUGCUGAUCGGAGCUCCCUUGUUCUAUGGGGAGCAGAGAGGAGGCCGGGUGUUUAUCUACCAGAGGAAGCAGCUGGGGUUUGAAGCUGUCUCGGAACUGCAGGGGGAACCUGGCUACCCGCUUGGGCGGUUUGGAGCCGCCAUCACUGCCCUGACUGACAUCAACGGGGAUGGGCUGGUGGACGUGGCAGUGGGGGCCCCUCUGGAGGAGAAGGGCGCUGUGUACAUCUUCAACGGGCAGCAUGGUGGGCUGAGCCCCCAGCCGAGUCAGCGGAUAGAGGGGAUCCAGGUGUUCUCAGGAAUUCAAUGGUUCGGACGCUCCAUCCAUGGGGUAAAAGACCUUGGAGGAGAUGGCCUGACAGACGUGGCUGUGGGAGCUGAGGGGCAGGUGAUCGUACUCAGCUCCCGGCCUGUGGUGGAUAUCCUCACUCAUAUAUCCUUCUCCCCGGCGGAGAUCCCAGUGCAUGAAGUGGAAUGCUCCCAUUCAACCAGUAACAAGAAGAAAGAAGGAGUUAAUAUCACAGUCUGUUUCCAGGUCAAGCCUCUCACCCUCCAAUUUCGAGGUCGCCUGGUUGCCAAUCUCAUUUACACUCUGCAGCUGGAUGGCCAUCGGACCAGAAGCCGGGGGCUGUUCCCAGGAGGGAGACAGGAACUCAGCGGGAACAUAGCCGUCACCAGAGACUGGUCCUGUAUCAAGCUCUGGUUUCACUUCCCGGUGUGCAUUCAAGACCUCAUCUCUCCCAUCAACGUCUCUCUAAAUUUCUCUCUCUGGGAGGAAGAAGAGACACCGAGGAACAAACGUGCGCUGGACAGGGACAUCCGGCCCAUCCUGAGACCCUUACCACACGUAGCGAACACGGAGAUCCCUUUUGAGAAGAACUGCGGGGAGGACAAGAAGUGUGAGGCAGACCUAGGGCUCUCGUUCUCCCCAGCAGGAUCCAGAGUCCUGCGCCUGAUCCCCUCUGCCAGCCUCUCCGUGGAGCUGAUACUGAGUAACUUGAGAGAAGACGCUUACUCCGUCCACCUCAAUCUGAGCUUCCCCCAGGGACUCUCCUUCCGCAAAGUAGAGAUGCUCAAGCCCCACAGCCAGAUACCUGUGAGCUGCGAGGAGCUUCCUGAGGUAGCCAAGCUUAUGAACAGGAUCGUCUCUUGCAAUGUGAGCUCUCCCAUCUUUAGAGCAGGCAGUGUGGUUGCUAUCCAGGUGAUGUUUCAUAUGCUGCUGAACAGCUCCUGGGGGGACUCUGUUGAGCUGCACGCCAAUGUGAGCUGUCACAAUGAGGACUCCGGCCUCUUGGAGAACAACUUGGCCACCACCACCAUCCCAGUCCUGUACCCCAUCAACAUUCUCACUGAGGACAAGGAGAACUCCACACUGUAUGUCGGCUUCACCCCAAAAGGUCCCAAGAUGUACUUUGUUGAACACUUCUACCAGGUGAGGAUUCAGCCUUCUAUCUAUGACCACAAAGUGCCUGCCCUGGAGGCCUUGAUUGGGGUACCAGUAUCUCACAGUGAGGGGCCCAUCACACACAAAUGGAAUGUGGAGAUGGAGCCUCCUGUGACCUGUUAUCGUGAGGAUCUGGACAGGCUGCCCAGUGUGGCUGAGCCUUGUUUGCCCGGGGCCAGAUUCCACUGCCCAUUUGUCUACAAGGAGGAGAUCUUCGUCAAAGUGAUCGGGACUAUUGAGCUGGUGGAGAAGAUUGAGGCCUCCUCCAUGGUCAGCCUCUGCAGCUCUCUUUCCGUCUCCUUCAACAGCAUCAAGCAUUUCCACCUCUAUGGCAGCAAUGCCUCCAUGGCCCAGGUCGUCAUGAAGGUUGACAUCAUAUAUGAAAAGGAAAUGCUCCAUGUCUACGCGCUGAGCAGCAUUGGGGGGCUGUUGCUGCUCUUGCUGAUUUUUGUGGCACUCUACAAGCUUGGCUUCUUCAAACGGAACCUGAAGGAGAAGAUGGAGGCUGUAGAAGCUUCAAAUGAAAUCCCUAAACAAGACUCUGAGCAGCCAGUGUCCAAGGAGGAGGCUGGGGAUCCAGGCUGCCUGGAGCCCCUCCAGGAGGGGGAGGCCCAGGAUGAAGCUGUCAAAGACUGAGGCCCAGGCCCACGGCAGAGGACCCAGGAUGUAUGGUGCCAUUCUGCCUCUACCUAUGUCUCACUGUGCGUCUUCGGGCAAGUCUCUGCCCCCCCACCUAGGCCUCAGUUUCGUUAUGUUGAACAUGGAGCUCACUCCUGCCUGCCUGCUCUGUGGGCUCAUGGUGAGGAUCUAUGAGGGAUGGGCCAGGAAGGGUAUGUACGUGAGGGCUUGUAAUUAUCAGCUGGUUCUGGCUUCCCCUGGUCCUUCUUAAUAUCCUCCCAUGGAAGAGAAUAUCUGAUCUAAAUUUGGAAAAACUGUCAUCUCAGGACUUAGUGACACUCCCAGCCCUCACACCCAUCUGCCCUUGGAUGUCCCCAGAUGCCUCAGACUCUCAGAACCUUGCCCUUCACUCUCUCCUGCCUGGAGUCCAGUCAGCUUUCCAUCUGCUGCCAGAGAGCAAAUCUGAUCUGUGUCACGACAUUGCUGCUGCAGACCCCUUGCUCUGUGGCUAAAGACCAAGUUCCUUAAUACGACUUCCAAAAUCUGCAAAAUAUCCUUAACAUGCCAGUGCAGUACUGGGUCCCCGUGGCCUUCCUGGCCUCCUCCAGAGACUCCCAGCCUCCCUUUCGAAGCUCCAGUUACACCAGCCUUUCUCACUAGCCAAGCCCCCUUCUGUCCCACUGCCUUCAUCCAGACUGCUCCCUCUGCCUGGAACAUUCCUCCCCAGCCCUUUCCCUGGCUGGCUCUCACUCAGACUUCAGAUCUCAGCUCACUUGGAACUUCCUCAGGGCUGCCCUCAACCCCGCCCCAAGCGGGUUUUCAUAGCACACAUGCCUACACUAGCCUGCACUUCCCCUCACAGUACAGAUCAUGGUUGUUACUCAAUAUUCAUCUCUCAAAUCCAACCAUAGCUCCACGGGGGUAGGGACCAUACCUGCUAUGUUCACCUUGGUGACAUCACAGAGCCAGACACAGUGGGUGCUUGAUACAAUUUCUUUCUUUUUUUUUUUUUUUUUUUUUUUAAGAUUUUAUUUGUUUAUUCAUGAGAGACACAGAGAGAGAGUCAGGGACACAGGCAGAGGGAGAAGCAGGCUCCAUGCAGGGAGCCGGAAGCCGGACUUAACCCUGGGACUCCAGGAUCACACCCUGGGCCGAAGGCUGGCGCUAAACCACUGAGCCACCCAGGGAUCCCGCUUGAUUCAAUUUCACUGAACUAGUGAGGGUGCCUAUGGGAAGUUCCAGAAAACGUUUGGAUGGGCCCAUGGCAUCUCCAUCCUUCAAGGCUCUGUCUUCCCUCAGGCUCCUGCCUCCUUCCUUUGUAGCCCCUAUUGGGACUCCCCAAAUUCCAUCAUGGCCCCAGGCUGGGAGGCAGUGAGCUCAAGAUGUGGGACAGGUCUGUCUACUCCCCUCCCUUCACUACCCCCCCACCUCCUGCCCCGGCUCCCAGUGCUAAGCAGAGCGCCUGCCUAUGUCUACUGAUAAAUAUGAAGUUUGUAAGCUGGUGCCACAUCUCGGCCUGGCUCAAUUAAACAUUUCCUUCUCACCCUUUCUCUAA
This is a messenger RNA of Canis lupus familiaris (dog), 5217 nucleotides long. RefSeq names its product integrin subunit alpha L (gene ITGAL). Gene Ontology annotation, cellular component: integrin complex; external side of plasma membrane. Lineage: Eukaryota; Metazoa; Chordata; Mammalia; Carnivora; Canidae. The coding region runs from base 177 to 3680 and encodes 1167 amino acids. The record is from RefSeq and is a predicted model, not a curated record. The transcript is spliced from 31 exons. Gene Ontology annotation, molecular function: integrin binding. Gene Ontology annotation, biological process: cell adhesion mediated by integrin; cell-cell adhesion; cell-matrix adhesion.